Mycena indigotica is the source of this 384-nucleotide messenger RNA. RefSeq lists its product as uncharacterized. Bases 19 to 384 code for a protein of 121 amino acids. The record is from RefSeq and is a predicted model, not a curated record. The transcript has 4 exons. Gene Ontology annotation, biological process: proton motive force-driven ATP synthesis. NCBI's taxonomy places the organism in Eukaryota, Fungi, Basidiomycota, Agaricomycetes, Agaricales, Mycenaceae.
CUUGAUUUCCCUUUGACCAUGUCCGCCGUUCUGCGGAGAGCUGCUGGCGUCAGUCGCAUAACCACUAUCUCCCGUUCCUUCUCCUCCUCUGUCGUUGCUCGCAAAGACAUCGUGCAAGACUUGUAUCUUAAGGAGAUAAAACUCUACAAGGCGCCUAUUGCCGCCAAAGAUGCCCAUGUGGGUGUUGUAAAAGCGUACACAUUACCACCGACCCCCAAAGCUCCUGCCCUCCCGACUGACCUUGCGUCUGAACUGUCCGAAUACGACUCCAGCGAACCCGCAACUUCUACCGCCGACAUCAAGGCGUCGGCGCCCAUCUCGGACGGUGGCGCAGAGGCCUUUUUAGAGGUUUUGGAAGCAGACGUACAUGACGAGCAUCAUUAG